AUGCAAGAAAUCCAGACGACUACCAUCCAGCUGGACAAGUCACUAGACUUUGUCCGUAACCUAGAAUGUCUUCGCCCCGCCGAUGUUGGAUACCGCGAUGAGUUUGAGAGGGUACGGAUAAAUGUUUUCAACGAGGAGUGCGCCGGAGGUUCCUACACAUGGAGCCCUGCCCACUACGAGAGUGGAGAAGCUGGGGCCUGCCAUGUCAGGACGCGCGACGGGAAGAAGAUGGAACCUUCACAAGUCCGGGACUCCGUUUUGAGACGGGCCAAAGCCUAUAUGCGUCACGUCAACGUCAAGUACCUGUGGAUCGAUAAAGAGUGCAUCGUGCAGGACAGCAGCGAGGAAAAGGAAAAGGCAUUUCAUGCGAUGGACUUGGUGUACCGGGGGAAAUGA
Molecule: messenger RNA, 396 nt
Organism: Colletotrichum chrysophilum
Lineage: Eukaryota; Fungi; Ascomycota; Sordariomycetes; Glomerellales; Glomerellaceae
Exons: 2
Coding region: 1-396 (131 amino acids)
Source: RefSeq, a predicted model, not a curated record